This is a messenger RNA of Venustampulla echinocandica, 2262 nucleotides long. RefSeq lists its product as uncharacterized. The record is from RefSeq and is a predicted model, not a curated record. The coding region runs from base 1 to 2262 and encodes 753 amino acids. NCBI's taxonomy places the organism in Eukaryota, Fungi, Ascomycota, Leotiomycetes, Helotiales, Pleuroascaceae. The transcript is spliced from 2 exons.
AUGUCUUCUGCUGCUGCUCCUCCCAGCCACGACGAGCCGGCCAAGGGGAUGCCGGUGGCGCGCCCAUCGCCGCAGGAGGCCAGCUCAGUGUCAGGCCUUUCGUCGCCGCCGCGUUCCAGCCCUGAGGCCGCGUCGCCGUCCGCGCAGUUCCAGCAGCAGCAGCAGCACAGCAAUUCCAGCAUCACGGUCCGUCCGCCUGGUGUUGAGGCGGAAAACAACAAUCAUAAUAGUAAAUCGCUGGAAAACGUGCCACAACCACCACCACAACAGUCUCAACCACCACCACCGCAACCGCCCGCGCGGAAGAAGCCUGGCCGGAAGCCCAAAUCCCAUUAUGCGGCGCUUGCAGCUCUCAACAACAACAACAACGGCGAGGGCGCUGCAGCUGGAGCUGGAGCGGCCACGGCAACUGCAAGCACCAGCGCAAACACCAGCACCAACACCGAUGCGCCCAAGGUGCGACGAACCCGCAAGUCCAAGGACGCCAAAGACCUCAAGGACCCCGUCCAGCGACGCAAGAGACACGCGCUCCCCGAUGCUGCCAGUGUAGCCGCAAGUGCAAGUGCAGCUGCAAAUGCAAAUGCAAAUGCAAAUGCUUCCGACGGGCGGGCGGUCAGCGGCCCGCCCAGACAGACGCAGUUGAAUUUGCAGCUGCAGUCGCAGCCGAAACAGGUCGGGGCCGACCCUAUCUUCUCGGUGCACCCGGACCCCGCCAGCGUCGCCCAAAACGGCAAAAUUGAAGAUAUUCAGAGACCCAUCAACAGUUUCUUCAAUACCGGCCCCCCUCCACAACCACAGUCACAGCCACAGCCACUCCCUUCCCAGCAGCAGCAGCAGCAACAACAACCACCUCCCCCCCCACCACAACAGCAACAGCAACAAUACCAACAACAACCUCCCGCCCCCCCAAUGCGCAGCAGCGGCCAGAACUACGAUCCCAUCAGGUCCAAUUACGAUCCCGUGAGAGAAACCGUCAUCAGCCAUAAUUCCUAUCCCCACCCCGCCCAAGGCUCUCCAAACCAAGCUCCGCAUUCCAUGAAUCGCGCCAGCGCCUCGCCGUCGAUAUCGAGUUUGGUCGAUCCUCCCAACCAGGUUCUGACUUCACCCUCCAUCGCGGCGCAGUCGUUCUUCAACCAGCAGCAGGCAAGGUUGCAUCAAGGCGAUGGUCACGUGUCCGUCCCCCAAUCGCCCACCAUGAACAGGCUGGCGCCUUCGCUCGUGCUGGAGUCCUCCGGCCCUCCAAAACAACCCACCCAGGCCGCCAUGCCACCGAGGAAGUCAGACGCUCUAGAUACAGCGGUGGCAGGCCCCACCGCGAUGGUAAAGAAGGGUUCCCUAGGUUACGGUAGCACGGCGACGUCUUCUGCUGCUGCAUCGCCCAAGCCGCCCAAGAUUAAGGAUUCUAGAGAUGUCUAUCCCGCUCCUCCUCCUCUCCCGGGAUCCGGUCUGAUGCAACUCGGAGGGAUCGGUGGUGGCGGCGAUGGCACCGAGUUCCGCGCGCCCACGGUCAUCCUGGACAUUCCCAUGAAUGGCGACGUUAAUAAGAUCAUCAACUUCACUCGCAUGGCAGAGGAGCGAUACGGAUGGGAUGCCCUUCACCCUCGGUUGGCCGCCCAGCGUGACCGGCUCGCGCGUGUUGCUGCUGCCGGUGCGGCUCUUGAGCGGAAUGGCUCGGGCAGGGACAGCGGCGAUGACAUGUCACUGGACUCGGAAGCUGAAGGCAGCAAUGUCGAGAUGGGCGGUAUGAGCGAUGGCCGGGUUGGCACCGAUGGCGGAGCGAAGAAGAUCCCUCGAAAGCGACGGAUGAAGGAAGAUGAAUACGACAAGGACGACGGUUUUGUUGAUGAUUCCGAGCUGCUGUGGGAGGAACAAGCCGCUGCUGCCACUGACGGCUUCUUCGUGUACUCCGGUCCACUUAUUCCGGAGGAGAAGCCUGUGCUGGAUUUGAGGGCUGAUGGCGCACCGAAGCGUGGCCGGGGACGGGGCAGCAGAGGGGGAACUUCACGCUCGGCUUCAGGUCGCGGCGGCGCUGUUGGUAUCAACGCUCGAACCGGUCUUCCAUUGUCAGGGCCAGGCUCUCGAGGGGGAUCGACUACGCGCAAACCUCGUAUUACCAAAGCAGACCGCGCACGCAUGGAACAGGAGAAGCUCGAGCGCGAAAAGAUGGGCUCGAUGGCAUCAAUGCCCGCUGGGUAUAGUGGCAUGGCUCAACUGGCUAGCGCGGCAAACAUGGGAAAUACCCCUAUGGUGUUUAAUCAAUAG